Messenger RNA from Tachysurus vachellii, 3970 nucleotides. It is a transcript of the gene gdnfa, whose product is annotated as glial cell derived neurotrophic factor a. Gene Ontology annotation, biological process: negative regulation of neuron apoptotic process; positive regulation of branching involved in ureteric bud morphogenesis; peripheral nervous system development. Lineage: Eukaryota; Metazoa; Chordata; Actinopteri; Siluriformes; Bagridae. The record is from RefSeq and is a predicted model, not a curated record. The transcript has 3 exons. Gene Ontology annotation, molecular function: glial cell-derived neurotrophic factor receptor binding; growth factor activity; receptor tyrosine kinase binding. The coding region runs from base 1063 to 1797 and encodes 244 amino acids.
CUGCUUUAAUUUAAUUUAAUUUGAAAUGUUUUCUACAUUCACUUUUUUUUGUCUGAUUCCUAAAGCACUGUUUGCUUAGUGCAUGAAAAACACAGUAAAUUAAUUUGACUUGCCUUCACCCUAAAGUCUAAUUAAAAGGUACAAAGGUAUAUUAGAGGGAUCAAAAAAGGUACAUAGGUGCAAAGGUAUAUUAAAGGUAUAAACCUUGCACUUGAAUAAUUCUAGUCCAUAGACAAGGUUAAGUACAGUUCGCUGCCUGGAUGUUUUGGAACGCGGUUGUUUUGGUACAGGGAUUAUUUUUUGGAUGUUGCCGCGUUCAGAUAUCAGAAUGACAAAAAUCUAGACAUAGAUAUAUCGCGAUAUCGAUUAACAAACAACAUAUCGCGCUGCUAUAGUCGAUCCGCGUAUGAUUAAAGCUUUGAGGGCGGACUUAGAGAAACGUCAGAGCCAUUAAUCUAUUUAAAGCGCGUGCGAUCAGUGGCACAGCUUCACGCGUAAAGGCGCAUCAGUGUUGAGAGAAGCGAAUGGAUCUGAUUUACGCAGGAAUAUCGCAACCGCGACGGAAGAAAUGAAAUGCGCUGCGUUCGUGCGUCUCAAGUUCACACGAGGAAUUUACUUGAAUUUGUGACCCUGGGCGCAGGAUGCCCGUUUCGCUCUUUCGGCGGAAAGACGUGCGGCGCUCACAAGUAAACAGUAGACUGAUCCGACUCCAGCUCGGAGAGCCCUGAUGUCUUCAUUUGGUUUUUGGCAUUCGGUGAUGGUGGAUUUCUCUCAAAUUACCUGCACGGAGCUCAGCAGCAUCCGGUUAUCGCGCGACUCCGUGCGCACAGACAAGACUUCUCUGUAAAGACAGAAACACAAACACGAAGGACUUCACUUGGAUACUGUGGAUAAAUGGAUGAUGAACGGCAUUAUUUAUGGGGGAAUCCCUCACGGAUACACUCACUCUGAAGCAUUUUGGAUCCUUCAAUGCCACCCGAUCCAUCUGGAACUGCGUUUUUAUGUGAACUGCAGGUCUGCAUGGGCCCAAUUUAAGCUCCUUCCAUAGGAACUGAGUCUAAAAUGAAGUUAUGGGAUGUUCUAGCUACGUGUUUGUUGCUUCUGAGCUCCGUAUCCGCUCGCCCUCUCUUCAACAAGCUGCAGCCUUCCAUGAGAGCUCCUCAAGACGAGCGUCGUAGUGAGCUGCUCGUUCUGGACCCAGUCAUAAACUCCCGUCUCGAAACAGCCAGCCUGAAACAAGCCUCCAUGGAAGAACAAUAUGACCUCAAUGGACUGCACCCAGACCAGUUUGAUGAUGUAAUGGACUUCAUUGCAGCAACCAUUGGCAGACUGCGGCGGUCUCCUGAGAUAGACUCUGAGGGCAGAGGAAAAGAAAAAGGGAAGCGCAGAGGAGCAACAAACACAGAGAGAGGAAUGAGAGGACGAGGAGAAAAGAAGCGAGGUCGAGGACGUGGUGGAGGCAGAGGGCUUAAAGGGAAUCGGGAUGAAUUGAUCAAAGGUCAAGGACGCGGGUGCCUUCUUAAAGAGAUCCACCUCAACGUGACGGACCUGGGGUUAGGUUACCAGACCAAAGAAGAGUUAAUAUUUAGGUACUGCAGUGGUCCAUGUUACGAUUCAGAGACCAACUAUGACAAAAUCCUGAACAACCUCACCCAAAACAAGAAGCUAGACAAAGAGUCACCUUCUCAGACCUGCUGUCGACCAAUAGCAUUUGACGACGACCUCUCAUUCUUGGAUGACAGUUUGGAGUACCACACUCUCAAGAAGCAUUCCGCCAAGAAGUGCGCCUGCGUCUGAUUUGUGCACUUGGACAAGCGAAAAGACACUUGGACAAAAUACAGAAGUCUCGCACUCCAGAGACAAAUGCUGCUUCUGGGAGGAAAAGUGCAGGUCUCGAGUCAUUGUUUAUCCCGCACAGAGAUGUAUGUCAGAAGUGAAGGAGUAAGAUUUGAUUUAAAAAAGUUUCAGGAAAAGCAGCAACAGCAACACUAGCGACACCUCAGUAUUCACUGUUACAAAACCAUGUCAGAGUAUUCUAAGCAGGGAUUGAAAUGUAAAUGCUGUCUAAGUGGCAACAAUAACAUACUCUAUCAGCUAGUCACAGAAAAAUCGCAACCCGACUGUCGGGAUAUAAACAAACUAUAAUUUCAGCUGUGUGGAACUGCUAGAGAUGGGGCAAGAGGUGUCUGCAAGAAGGUAGGCUGUGGACAGCACAGAAUUUGGACCUUUUCUGAAGCCCUUCUGAAGAAAUAGCUGAAUAUGCCUAUGCGGACAAGGCAGAGCAUCUAUCCAGGCUUAACCCACAGCAGCCAGAAGAGACUCAAUACAAAAAUGUUUAAUAUUCAGAAAAUUCUCCCACUCUCUCUCUUUCUCUCUCUCUCUCUCUAUAUAUAUAUAUAUAUAGUCUAUAUGAAAAAAAUGUAUUUAUUGAAAUUUAAUUAACUUAUUGUUAUUUAUUGCAAUUAAUUGUAUUAGAGUGUUUUUCCUUAUUUAUUUGUGAAGCUCCAUCCCCACCCCCCGACCCCCGACCCCACCUUGGAUGGUGCCAAAGUGGAGCAUGGGUUUUUAUGAAAAAGCAGAUGAUGUGAUGAACACAUAUUCUCACAGAUUAUCUGGGCUGGAAAACAAUAAUUUACUCAUUUUAGGACAUCAGUGUCUAUAGCCAGUUUUUGGUUUAAAGAUAACGUACGGUCUAACCAUUAAAAAAUAAUAAAAAAGCAAAUAAUUUAAAAGGAUCAAUUAUGCUUUUAAACAACCACAGAAAAGCUGACAUCUUAGUUUGUAACACAGACACAUCCAACACCUCACUAUAUCUGGCAGAACUGGAAAAAAUUGUCUAAAUUAGAAAGAAAAAAAUGCUAGGUCUGUGGUAGACCAGUAUCAUGUUUACUCAAUCAGAGCAGUUUAGGAGGGAAAAAAAAAAAGUUAACAUCAGUGCUCCAAAUGCUCUCUCAACCAAUUAACUGUUUGCUAGAGAAAAUACAGCUCUUGCCCAGUGUUUAUUUUCAACCAUAAUAAAGUCACUACAGCAAAGGUUUCUAGCACAACUGGGCUGUGCCCCAUGGAGACGCAUCAUCACAAACAGAAAACAUCCUUCCUAGUUGAAAGCUGAAAUUUACAUCCCAUUAAACAGAAAGGUGAUAAUGUGGCAUAGGUCCUUGAGGUUCCUCACAAACUCUUCCAGUAGGUUCUGCGCUCUAAAAAAAAAAAAAUGUCAGGCUUCUCCGUAGUGUUUCAAACCAAGAUUUCUGUCUCAGGUAAACGUUAACAAACCUCAUUUAAAAGAACUUUUAUCCACACAGCAUCCCACCACAUGCCCCGAAAAGCAGGACAGGCGUAGUACAAAAUCCAGACACAAACCUAGACACAAACACUGAAACAGGGCUUUCGUGAAGAGUCACACACACACACUAACAGAAACAGCUAGUGAUGUGUACGUCAUGGGAUGAGAGGACUGAUUUUGGUCUCGAUACCGUAGCUCACUGCCACAUGGAAAGGUCCUACGGGGAACGGCACAAUAUUUCCAGAGCAAUAAUUACAGAGCGAAACCAGGUCUCGUGCAAACAACAAACACAAAGCUCAAAAAAUCCAAGCAAUUCAGAUGUUCUGCUCAACAUGUAAUCCAAACAUAAUCUCCUCAAAUCAUAAUCUGAUCUCGAUUAGCUAAAUAAGAGGGAAAUGAUACGGUAUGUUUAACAGCUCAGCCCUGUGGCUCCAUCCUCACACACACACACACACACCUGUGUCCAUGUCGUGUCCUGUAAUCCUCUGUCGUGGUGUACGAUGCUUUGUUCAACUGUUAAAUGUCCUAUUGUGGUGACAAAAGUUUGUGGAAGCUUUUAACAAACUCUGCAAAAAAAAAAAAUACACAUGCAAAUUACUGUUUAAAAAAAUGUGGUGAAAACAAUUUGCAGUAAGAUUAUAAAGGGAAAGUUGACUGUAAAAAUUCCACCCUGCAUUGUGAGACCAG